GUCAAUUUGUCUCAAUGUCAUCGUCAUGUCAUUACAAUUUUUGUAAACUUAAACAACGUGAAAUAUAAGAACUUGAUGAAAAUUGUAGAAAAGUAGAAAAAAUCGAUACCUUCACAGAGUAUAAUUGGAAACCACCAAAAUGAGAAUUACUGUAAAAAAAUUGCAGGGCGGCGAAUGCAUCUUGGACAUACUUCCAACCACAACAAUAACCGAAAUAAAGGAACAAGUGUUUAAAAACCUAGGUAUUCCGGUACAAGAGCAAAAGUUACUGUUAGUUGGUAGAACACUAGCAGAUGACCAAACAGUCGCAGCAUAUCCUACAAUCAAAGACGGAUCAAAAAUAAAUGUCGUUGUUAAAAAACCGGAAGGACAAAUUAUAAGAACAGCAGAACCACCUAAAAAGCCUGAAUCAUCAGCCAAAACACCUGAGGUACCAGCUAAUCUUGAGAGACCAAUAAAAAAACCUAGAGAGUCGAUUUUAAGCCCUGAAGAAACAGAGUCAAACCCUGAUGGACUGUACCAAGUAUCGAAAAAAAUCUUUAAAAAACAAGGCAUGAAUGAAACUGAAGCCACAAAUACUGCAAAGAAGUUAGUCAGAGUAGUUGAAGAUAAAUUUAAGCAAAUGUCAUGGGAUGAUAUUGAUAAAUUAUGUUUAGAUUGCUUGAUGGACGAGAGAGGCAUACAACGAACUACCAUGGAAAAAGACCCAGAAUGUGAAGAUGCAUUGUGACCACACAUACUAUGUAAAUAUUGAACUGUGUUUUUAGAGUUGUGAUGUCAAAAAAGACUUAAGAAACUAUGAUAGUUUUGUUAUAAUUUGUGUAAAUACAUUUGAAGAACCCUAUGAUUAUGAAUAAUUAAAAUGCUGGAUCCAUUGUUAAUUUAAUAAGGAGUCGUCCAUUGAUUAUUUAACGUUUUUACCUACUUUUUGGUCACCAUCCUCCAUUAGCGAUUUGUUUUGAGGCUAUCCCUCCCCCAUUUAUGUCUAAAAUCACAUUAUUUUUUUGUGCAAAGUAAUAUUGUUAAAAAAAAUAACUUAGUCAUUUAACUUAUGUUGUAAAUCAGAAAAUAAUUACUAUGAUAUCUCAUUUUAGCCCUAUCUUGUGAUGUUUUGUGAUAUUUUUCAGAACUCCCCUGUCAUAGCUUCUUGUGUUUAAUGGAAGACUCUUAAAGAUAUUAAGCCUAAGUAACUACUAGCCACUACAAUAGAAAUAAAAUUAAGCUGUUAAAUGAAGUUAUUUAAAAAUAAAGUGAAGUUUAAUUUGUA
Papilio polytes (common Mormon) is the source of this 1267-nucleotide messenger RNA. Its product is annotated as ubiquitin-like protein 4A. Gene Ontology annotation, molecular function: protein binding. The transcript has 2 exons. Bases 140 to 730 code for a protein of 196 amino acids. Gene Ontology annotation, biological process: post-translational protein targeting to endoplasmic reticulum membrane. NCBI's taxonomy places the organism in Eukaryota, Metazoa, Arthropoda, Insecta, Lepidoptera, Papilionidae. The record is from RefSeq and is a predicted model, not a curated record.